Aspergillus mulundensis is the source of this 1095-nucleotide messenger RNA. RefSeq names its product allantoicase. Bases 1 to 1095 code for a protein of 364 amino acids. Lineage: Eukaryota; Fungi; Ascomycota; Eurotiomycetes; Eurotiales; Aspergillaceae. Gene Ontology annotation, molecular function: allantoicase activity. Gene Ontology annotation, biological process: allantoin catabolic process. The record is from RefSeq and is a predicted model, not a curated record. The transcript has a single exon.
AUGGCAGACAUCACCUUCAUCCCAGCCUCAGACAUCGACAAGGUCUUCGCGCACACGACCAACCUCGCCUCCGCCGCCCUGAACAGCAAAGUCCUCGCCUGCUCAAACGACUACUUCGCCGCCGCUUCCAACCUCCUCACCCCGACACCCCCCAUCAACCGCCCCGGCGUCUUCAUCCACACAGGCGCCUGGUAUGACGGCUGGGAAACCCGCCGACACAACCCCGACCCCUACGACUGGGUCGUGAUCAAGCUCGGCGUCGCCAGCGGCUCCAUCCAAGGCGUCGAAGUCGACACGGGCUUCUUCGUCGGCAACUACGGCGAAAAGGCCGAGCUCCAGGCCACCUAUGCCCCCGGCGUCAGCGACGCCGAUAUCGCUGACCCCAGCUACAGCGGGUGGACGACGAUUCUCCCGCCACAGGAAUGCGGGCCGUCACAGCGCCGCGCGUGGAAGCUGAACAGCUACGAUGCUGCUAACCCGACGCCGUACACGCACGUGCGGCUGCUGAUGUACCCGGAUGGUGGGUUCGGCCGGCUUCGACUGUAUGGCCAUGCUAUCCCGCCCACUCUUGAGUCUACGUCGCAGGAUCAGAGCGAGUUACCGGCGGAAGAACUAUCCUCUGCGCUCUUGGGUGGUCUCGCACUCGGCGCCUCAGACCAGCACUACACGCCCUGCAGCAACUUGCUCCUCCCCGGCCGCGGAAAGGACAUGGGCGAUGGCUGGGAAACAGCCCGAUCCCGCGCCAAGGGCCACGUCGACUGGGCUAUCGUCAAGCUUGGACUACCCGGUUCCGUGUCAAAGGUCAUUGUCGACACGAAGGAUUUCCGCGGUAACUUCCCCCGCGCGGUGCGGGUUCACGGACUAGCCGCGGGCUCUGUUGGUAGUGAUGAGAUUCCUGCGCAUGACCAUGCAGGAUGGACGGAGAUUGUCAAGGGUGAUAGGCCUUGCCAGGCGGACACGGAACAUGUUUUUGAGGGCGCGGAUCUUGCUGCUGAUACGAGGACUUUCACUCAUGUCAAGCUUACUCUUGUGCCAGAUGGAGGAGUCAAGCGGUUCCGUGUUUUUGGAAAGAGGGAUAUCUUUGCUAAAAAAUAA